This is a messenger RNA of Chinchilla lanigera (long-tailed chinchilla), 629 nucleotides long. RefSeq names its product 5-hydroxyisourate hydrolase-like. Bases 87 to 443 code for a protein of 118 amino acids. The record is from RefSeq and is a predicted model, not a curated record. Lineage: Eukaryota; Metazoa; Chordata; Mammalia; Rodentia; Chinchillidae. Gene Ontology annotation, molecular function: hydroxyisourate hydrolase activity. The transcript has 4 exons. Gene Ontology annotation, biological process: purine nucleobase metabolic process.
CGGAGCGGGGCGGGGCCACGGUAACCUCUCAGCAGGGACUGCCACAGCCGCUGACACCCCAGAUACCUAGGCUUCGGGACGGUGGCAUGGAGCCCAGGAGCAGCCCGCUGACCACACAUGUGCUGGACACCACCUCAGGGCUCCCAGCCCGGGGCCUCUGCCUCUGUUUGUCCCGGCUAGAGGACCCAGACCAGCAGUGGACAGUGCUGAGGGAAAGCCACACAGAUGCGGAUGGCCGCUGCCCUGGCCUUCUGAGGCCUGGCCAGAUGAAGCCAGGCACCUACAAGCUGUCAUUCGACACUGAGGGGUACUGGAAGAAGAUGGGGCAAGAGAGCUUCUACCCAUACAUAGAGGUUGUCUUCACCAUCACAAAUGAGACUCAGAAGUUCCACGUGCCCCUGCUGCUAAGCCCAUGGUCCUACACCACCUACCGAGGAAGCUAGAGCCGACCAGGGAAGGCCAUCUGCCCCACACGCAGUCUGGCCUAGCCCGCCCUGCCCUCAACAGAGUGGACUCCCCCCAUCGUGGAGCACUGGGGUCACCAGCUUCCUGGAGGAGGUCCUCCCUGGCCCCUUGGAGUUUCUUGGCAUGACCCAAGUGUCAAUAAAGUCAGUGCUGGCAUCUGCAAA